AUGGAUCAAGGAGGACGUAGCAGUGGCGGAGGAGGAGGAGCCGAGCAAGGGAAGUUCCGGGGAGUAAGGAGGCGGCCUUGGGGAAAAUAUGCAGCGGAAAUAAGAGAUUCGAGAAAGCACGGGGAGCGUGUGUGGCUGGGGACGUUUGACACCGCGGAAGACGCGGCUCGAGCCUAUGACCGAGCCGCCUAUUCAAUGAGAGGCCAAGCCGCCAUUCUCAACUUCCCUCAUGAGUAUAAUAUGGGAAGCGCAUCUUCCUCCAACUCUGCAGGCGCCGCGGCAAACUCUUCCUCCUCGAGGCAAGUUUUUGAGUUUGAGUACUUGGACGAUAGUGUUUUGGAGGAACUUCUUGAAUAUGGAGAGAACUACAACAAGCAUAAUAACAUUAACAUGGGUAAGAGGCAAUAA
Molecule: messenger RNA, 408 nt
Organism: Thlaspi arvense
Lineage: Eukaryota; Viridiplantae; Streptophyta; Magnoliopsida; Brassicales; Brassicaceae
Source: the annotation of a GenBank genome assembly